CCUCCUCCCUACUUUUUCUUUGCUUUCCUUUUUCUCUUCCAAGAAUCUCUCUUUAUUUUCCUCUUUUCAUUUUCUGUCUGCUACCUGUUUCCAUGGAUGUUAUACCUAUGCGGUCUUCCAGCUUGGAGCUAACCAUAUCCGUACCUGGAUUCACUUCAUCUCCUUCUCUUCCUUCAUCUGCAGGAGAAGGGGUUUGUGGGGUGAGAGAUUUGGACAUAAACCAAGUACCGUUGGGAGCAGAAGAAGAAUGGACGACUGGAAGCAUGGAAGACGAAGAGGAGAGUGGAAAUGGAGGUCCUCCUCGCAAGAAACUUCGACUCUCAAAGGACCAGUCUCGUCUCCUUGAAGAAAGCUUCAGACAAAACCACACCUUAAACCCUAAACAGAAAGAAGCUUUGGCAAUGCAAUUGAAGCUCAGACCAAGACAAGUUGAGGUCUGGUUUCAAAACCGUAGAGCCAGGAGCAAGCUGAAGCAGACUGAGAUGGAAUGUGAAUACUUGAAGAGAUGGUUCGGGUCACUGACGGAGCAGAACAGGAGGCUACAGAGGGAAGUGGAGGAGCUGAGGGCCAUGAAGGUGGCCCCCCCAACCGUCAUCUCACCCCACAGCUGCGAGCCUCUUCCCGCUUCCACGCUCACUAUGUGCCCUCGCUGCGAGCGCGUCACCACCACCUCACUCGGCAAGGACCCCACCAAUCGCACCACCUCGCCCACCCUGUCCUCCAAACUCCCCACCGCCCUCCAUUCCCGACACUCUUCGGCGGCUUGCUGACCCACCUUUCCCAGAACAGGGAAAAACAUAUUUAGAGAAUGUUCAUAUACUAGUAGAUUUACUUUACACACAUCUGUUUUGGGGGUUAUAUUAUAUUAAUAUCAUAUGAUAUCUUAUCAUUUGGGGGCAUCCAUUAAUUUUACUCACUUCUACCUUUUUCAUUAGUUUAAUGGGUUAAAUGUUUUGUUUGGUUGA
Messenger RNA from Vitis riparia (riverbank grape), 965 nucleotides. RefSeq names its product homeobox-leucine zipper protein HOX3. Gene Ontology annotation, biological process: regulation of DNA-templated transcription. Bases 93 to 770 code for a protein of 225 amino acids. The record is from RefSeq and is a predicted model, not a curated record. Lineage: Eukaryota; Viridiplantae; Streptophyta; Magnoliopsida; Vitales; Vitaceae. Gene Ontology annotation, molecular function: sequence-specific DNA binding; DNA-binding transcription factor activity, RNA polymerase II-specific. The transcript is spliced from 4 exons.